AUGCACAACAGAGGCCCUUCCAAGACAGCAGAUGUCCCUGACGGAACGGGUAUUCAGAAUCCAUUGAUUGGAGAUCGAGCCUGGUUCCACCGGUAUGAUCCCUCUUCGCCACCCAUCUACAUCGGCGAGGCAGCAUGUUCAGCAUUCGCAACAAGGUUUCGGCGUUUCUUGUCGGGGAAUAGCGCAAUGCCACAUAUUCCCCGAACACAGUAUGAGCGCGAAGAGACAAUCGCCGCAGCGAACGAAGCCGAUGUCCAGUGGCCGAGUCUUCACCAUGCUCGGUUGCUAGUCCGGAUAGCAAUUCACCAGAUCGGACAUCUGUACCACCUCAUGAUGCGCAAGUCGACGUUAGAUAAACUCGAAGAGAUCUACCAGACACAAGACUUUGACUGCACGGCUAACAAGUGUAAAUUCUUCGCCCUGUUCGCCUUCGGCCAGGCGUAUUCAAUCCGAUCUGAGCCCAAUUCUGGCUCCAGGGUACCAGGCACGUCAUACUUUGCUCGAUCAAUGGGGUUGGUCCAGAUCCUGCCGGAGAGAACCAGUGUUACACACUUGGAAACACUGCUAUUGUUGUCUCUCUUUUCAUACUAUCUCAACCGGCGCCAUUCUGCGUACAUCCUGAUCGGAAAUGCCAUGCGGAUGGGUUUGACCAUCGGCUUGAACCACAAUAUCCCAGAAUCACAGCUAAUCGACCCAGUGGAGCGCCAACACCGCAUCCAAAUAUGGUGGACAAUCUACAUCUUCGACCGGAUGUGGGGGUCCAAAAUGGGUCUCCCAAUGCAAAUCCUCGAUGAAGAUAUCCACGUCGACAUGCCAUCAACCAUCUCCCCGCGCUGGCGUCACGAAGAAGAACUCUCCGAUUCGGAAUACAUGACCGCCAACAUCAAGCUGGCACGCAUAGUCGGCGAGACAAUCACCCGACUAUACAGCCGGCGAGGGUACCAAGAGACCUUCCUCCAGCGCGUCCAGAGACUCCUCAAAGCCCUGAAAAACUGGGUAGAAACACUCCCGGAAUCCCUCAGACUGAACAUGGAAGAUCUGGAAUCGAGCAAGAAACCCGUCGUCUCCCUCCACAUGGCCUUCAACCAAUGCGUCAUCCUAACUACGCGCCCAACGUUACUGCACCUCCUGAUCACACUAAGUAAAAAAAGCAAACCCCAUAGCGAUACCAAUAAUACCAGUGGGGCCGAGACCGAAAGGGAGAGCGAAGACGUAUCCGUUUCCCAGCCCGUCCUUACCCUAAGCGAAGCAUGUAUCCAUGCAGCAAGGCAUUCCCAUUCCAUGAUCCUAACACGGUGGAUCAACGGGUCCAUGCCGACCUUCGGUUAUUUCCACGCCCACUACCUCUUCUCCUCGGCGUUGAUCUUGGCAAUGUCUAGCUUUGUUCCGAUCGGCAGUCCGACUGAUAUGACCGGGUUCGACUCCGCGCUGGAUCUGCUGCGCUCCAUGACCGAGAAUGGGAAUUUGGCUGCCGCGGAAUUCUAUCAUAAUCUCGAGCAGGUGAAGGUUUGUUUGGCUGCGUAUCGGGGAUUGAGCCGGUUCGAAGGGAGUACCGAUGUGGCUGCUGGAGGAGUGGCUUCUACAUGUAAUACCAGUGCUAAUGCUAGUGGUAAUGCUCCCUCUAGUGCUGGUGCGCUACGUUUGUCCGGGUCUUCGUCGGAUUUAGCAGCUACUACUCCCUCUUUGAACACCUUGGCACUGAACCAAUCGACUUCUAUACCCGCACCCUCGUUAAUACCCGCCACACAUCAUGUCCUUGCUUCGGCCACCACAGCGCCUGUUCACAGCCAUGGCAUCGAUGCAUAUGCCUAUCCCUUGAGGGACACCGUCAGUGGGUACACGACCGAAAUGGCGUUUCUAGAGCCGACCAUGCAAGAUUUCCUGGCGCAGUCAGAUAUCGACCUUGGCCUGUUGCAUCCUGUUGAUACGUUCUUCAACGAGGCGGAGAAUAUAUAUACAUGUCAUGAGUUCUGA
Messenger RNA from Penicillium egyptiacum, 1974 nucleotides. Lineage: Eukaryota; Fungi; Ascomycota; Eurotiomycetes; Eurotiales; Aspergillaceae. The record is from the annotation of a GenBank genome assembly.